Molecule: messenger RNA, 1266 nt
Organism: Triplophysa dalaica
Lineage: Eukaryota; Metazoa; Chordata; Actinopteri; Cypriniformes; Nemacheilidae
Gene: evx2
Product: even-skipped homeobox 2
Exons: 3
Coding region: 1-1266 (421 amino acids)
Biological process (GO): regulation of transcription by RNA polymerase II
Cellular component (GO): nucleus
Molecular function (GO): RNA polymerase II cis-regulatory region sequence-specific DNA binding; DNA-binding transcription factor activity, RNA polymerase II-specific
Source: RefSeq, a predicted model, not a curated record
AUGAUGGAGAGGAUAAGAAAGGAAAUGAUUCUGAUGGAAAGGGGACUACACAGUCCAGUGGCAGGCAAGAGACACUCCAACCUUUCUGAGUCGGCCGGGAACGCGGUUCUUGAGGCCCUGGAAAAUUCUCAGCACGCAUCGGGUCGCCUCAGCCCGAGAAUAACUUCCGCCUCUCUGCAUGGCAAUCUCGGAGAUAUCCCCAGCAAAGGAAAAUUCGAGAUCGACAGCCUAUUCGGAAGCCAUCACGGCAGCGACAAUACCUCAUCCAUGGAAAUCUCUUCCUCUGAAAGCAGGAAGAAAAUGAAUCACUAUCCCGAAGUUUCUCCAGACUCCGACAUGAACAGCGAUGUGGAGGUGGGCUGCCCGUCUCACCGUUCGCCGGGAAGCGUCAGCCAGCAGAAAGAAAACAACAGCAAAGGUUACUCGGACAGUAAUUCAGGAACCUCGAACAGUUUAUCGUCUCUCUCCAAUCUUAAUGGUAAUUCCAUCGGUAACUCCAGCAGCUCGAGCGCGGACCAGGUGAGAAGGUAUCGGACUGCCUUUACCCGAGAACAAAUUGGAAGACUGGAGAAAGAAUUUUACAGGGAAAACUACGUUUCAAGGCCCAGGAGAUGUGAACUGGCCGCGGCGCUAAACCUACCCGAAACCACAAUAAAGGUGUGGUUUCAAAAUCGGCGAAUGAAGGACAAGCGGCAGCGCCUAGCCAUGUCCUGGCCACAUCCCGCCGAUCCCAGCUUCUACACCUAUAUGAUGACGCAUGCAGCCGCCACUGGAAGUCUGCCAUACCCUUUCCAUUCCCACAUGCCACUACACUACUACCCCCAUGUAGGUGUCACGGCAGCAGCUGCUGCGGCAGCAGCCUCAGGAGCCGCAUCUUCACCUUUUGCUACCUCUAUUCGUCCCCUCGAUACCUUCCGUGCUCUCUCUCAUCCCUACUCGCGUCCAGAGCUGUUGUGUAGCUUCCGACACCCAGGACUAUACCAGUCACCCCCAGGCCUAAACAGCUCUGCGGCGGCAGCAGCGGCGGCUGCUGCGGCGGCAGCGGCGGUAAGCGCACCGUCGGCCACUGGACCGUGCUCGUGUCUCAGCUGCCACAGCAGUCAGGCGGCCAGCGCACUGGGCUCCAGGAGCGCCGGCUCUGAUUUCACCUGUACGGCGACCGGUCAGAGGUCCGAAAGCGGAUUUUUGCCAUACUCAGCGGCGGUUCUAAGCAAAACUUCGGUUCCCUCACCAGACCAGAGAGAAGAAAGCGCACUCAAUAGAUAG